Messenger RNA from Octodon degus (degu), 1340 nucleotides. RefSeq names its product phosphorylase kinase catalytic subunit gamma 1 (gene Phkg1). The transcript is spliced from 10 exons. Bases 162 to 1331 code for a protein of 389 amino acids. Gene Ontology annotation, cellular component: phosphorylase kinase complex. Gene Ontology annotation, biological process: protein phosphorylation; glycogen biosynthetic process. Lineage: Eukaryota; Metazoa; Chordata; Mammalia; Rodentia; Octodontidae. The record is from RefSeq and is a predicted model, not a curated record. Gene Ontology annotation, molecular function: phosphorylase kinase activity; calmodulin binding; ATP binding.
GCAGAGUGGCAGGAUCCUCUUACUGCGACACUGAUGUCUGCUCAGGACACAGCCUGAGCCUCACUGAGGAGCCUUGAGGCCUUCGGGAUUCUUGUCACGGUCCUCCGAGGCCCUGCAGGGACCUAGUGAGACCCUUGGAGCCUGCGCCCUAGGAGCUGAGCAUGACCCGGGACGAGGCCCUGCCAGAUUCUCACUCGGCCCAGGGCUUCUAUGAGAACUAUGAGCCCAAGGAGAUCCUGGGCAGGGGUGUCAGCAGCGUGGUCAGGCGCUGCAUCCACAAGCCCACAUGCAAGGAGUACGCCGUGAAGAUCAUCGACAUCACCGGUGGGGGCGGCUUCAGUCCUGAAGAGGUGCAGGAGCUGCGGGAGGCCACGUUGAAGGAGGUGGACAUCCUGCACAAGGUCUCGGGACACCCCAACGUCAUACAGCUGAAGGACACUUAUGAGACCAACACUUUCUUCUUCCUGGUGUUUGACCUGAUGAAGAGAGGGGAGCUCUUUGACUAUCUCACUGAGAAGGUCACCUUGAGCGAGAAGGAAACCAGAAAAAUUAUGAGGGCGCUGCUGGAGGUGAUCAGCGCCCUGCAUAAGCUCAACAUCGUGCACCGGGACCUGAAGCCCGAGAACAUCCUGCUGGACGACGACAUGAACAUCAAGCUCACCGACUUCGGCUUCUCCUGUCAGCUGGAGCCAGGGGAGAAGCUGCGAGAGGUCUGUGGGACCCCCAGCUACCUGGCCCCAGAAAUCAUCGAGUGCUCCAUGAACGACGACCACCCAGGCUACGGGAAGGAGGUGGACAUGUGGAGCACUGGGGUUAUCAUGUACACCCUACUGGCCGGCUCCCCGCCCUUCUGGCACCGGAAGCAGAUGCUCAUGCUGAGGAUGAUCAUGAGUGGCAGCUACCAGUUCGGCUCCCCAGAAUGGGACGAUUACUCGGACACGGUGAAGGACUUGGUCUCUCGCUUCCUGGUGGUGCGCCCCGAGAGCCGCUGCACGGCGGAGGAGGCCCUGGCGCACCCCUUCUUCCAGCAGUACGUGGUGGAGGAGGUUCGGCACUUCAGCCCCGCGGGGAAGUUCAAGGUCAUUGCGCUGACUGUGCUGGCCUCGGUGCGGAUCUACUACCAGUACCGCCGCGUGAAGCCGGUGACGCGGGAGAUCGUCAUCCGCGACCCCUACGCCCUGCGACCCCUGCGCCGCCUCAUCGACGCCUACGCCUUCCGCAUCUACGGGCACUGGGUGAAGAAGGGGCAGCAGCAGAACCGGGCCGCGCUAUUCGAGAACACGCCCAAGGCCGUGCUGUUGUCGCUGGCUGAGGAGGAGGAGGACUUCUGAGGGGCAGGC